Messenger RNA from Cololabis saira (Pacific saury), 816 nucleotides. RefSeq names its product proteasome 20S subunit beta 3 (gene psmb3). NCBI's taxonomy places the organism in Eukaryota, Metazoa, Chordata, Actinopteri, Beloniformes, Belonidae. Gene Ontology annotation, cellular component: proteasome core complex; proteasome core complex, beta-subunit complex. The transcript has 6 exons. Gene Ontology annotation, biological process: proteasome-mediated ubiquitin-dependent protein catabolic process. The coding region runs from base 151 to 768 and encodes 205 amino acids. The record is from RefSeq and is a predicted model, not a curated record.
UCGGAUCCACGGAGGUCGAUGACGUAGCGGGAGCAGGUUCGUCUGAUCCCCGUGUUUCUAAACCGUGUAGUCACUCCAGAGCUAAAGGCUAAAGCAGCGGUUUAAACUGGUUUUCUGGGAAAGAAACGCCAACAAAACAACGAUUUCAACAUGUCCAUCAUGUCGUACAACGGCGGGGCCGUCAUGGCCAUGCGGGGGAAGAACUGCGUUGCCAUAGCGGCGGACCGGCGGUUUGGGAUCCAGGCCCAGAUGGUGACGACCGACUUCCAGAAGAUUUUCCCCAUGGGGGACCGGCUGCACAUCGGGCUGGCGGGGCUGGCUACUGACGUGCAGACAGUGGCCCAGAGACUGAAGUUCCGUCUGAACUUGUACGAGCUGAAGGAAGGACGACAAAUCAAACCCAAGACCUUCAUGAGCAUGGUGUCCAACCUGCUGUAUGAGAGGAGGUUCGGUCCCUACUACAUCGAGCCGGUCAUCGCGGGUCUGGACCCGAAGACCAGCGAGCCGUUCAUCUGCUCCCUGGACCUGAUCGGGUGUCCCAUGGUGACGGAGGACUUCGUGGUGAGCGGGACCUGCUCCGAGCAGAUGUACGGCAUGUGUGAGUCGCUGUGGGAGCCCGACAUGGAACCAGACGACCUGUUUGAGACGAUCUCUCAGGCGAUGCUGAACGCUGUGGACAGAGACGCCGUGUCGGGGAUGGGGGUGGUGGUUCACGUCAUAGAGAAAGACAAGAUCACGACCAGAACCCUGAAGGCCCGGAUGGAUUAGAACCUUCAGAACCUCCCGGUUACCCCCCAGAACCUCCCGUUUACCCCC